Megalops cyprinoides (Indo-Pacific tarpon) is the source of this 5774-nucleotide messenger RNA. RefSeq names its product ubiquitin carboxyl-terminal hydrolase 32-like. The transcript has 34 exons. The coding region runs from base 123 to 4805 and encodes 1560 amino acids. Lineage: Eukaryota; Metazoa; Chordata; Actinopteri; Elopiformes; Megalopidae. The record is from RefSeq and is a predicted model, not a curated record. Gene Ontology annotation, molecular function: cysteine-type deubiquitinase activity; calcium ion binding. Gene Ontology annotation, cellular component: Golgi apparatus. Gene Ontology annotation, biological process: protein deubiquitination.
UGGAGGCGUUGGCAAAGGGAAGCGUCAUUUGUUGAAAGGGGAUCGGAGCCGACCGACCACAUAACAAACGAAAAAAGGCAACAGGCAACCUUUAUCUCACAUCGGUGUGAAAUGAAGGCAACAUGGGGGCCAAGGAGUCAAGUUUAGGUUUCCUCUCGUUUGACGAGGCCGUCAAGAGAGUCACAGAUGUGGAGCUGAAGCGGCUGAAGGAUGCCUUCAGGAGGACCAGCGGCCUGUCCUGCUACAUGAGCCAGCAGUGCUUCUUCAGGGAGGUGCUGGGGGAUGCGGUUCCGCCGAAAGUCGCCGAGGUGAUCUACACCUCAUUUGGAGGCUCCUCGAAGGGGCUGCACUUUAACAACCUCAUCGUUGGGCUGGUGCUGCUGACAAGAGGGAAAGAUGAGGAGAAGGCCAAAUACAUCUUCAGCCUGUUCGCCAGCGAGUCCGGCAGCUACGUCGUGCGGGAGGACAUGGAGAGCCUGCUUCGCACCAUGGACGGGGAGGUCCCGCCCUCACUCAGGAAGUGCUUUGCCGAGGGAGAGAAAGUCAAUUACGAGAAGUUUAAGAUGUGGCUGCUGCAGAACAAGGAGGCCUUCACCUUCUCCCGCUGGCUGCUGUCCAGCGGUGUGUGCGUCACGCUGACCGACGACAGUGACACCCCCACCUUCUACCAGACGCUGGCCGGAGUCACACACUUAGAAGAAUCUGACAUCAUUGACUUGGAGAAGCGCUACUGGCUGCUCAAAGCGCAGUCCAGGACAGGCCGUUUUGACCUGGAAACCUUUGUCCCCCUGGUGUCUCCCCCAAUUCACGCAUCGCUAAGUGAAGGCUUGUUCCAUGCUUUCGACGAAAACCGCGACAAUCACAUCGACUUCAAGGAGAUCUCGUGCGGUCUCUCAGCUUGUUGCAGGGGACCUCUGGCCGAAAGGCAGAAGUUUUGCUUCAAAGUGUUUGACGUUGACCGCGACGGGGUCCUUUCCCGAACGGAGAUCCAAGAGAUGGUUGUAGCACUGCUGGAGGUGUGGAAAGACAACCGCACUGACACUAUCCCUGAGCUGCAUGCUAGUGUGUCUGACAUCGUGGAAGACAUUCUGAAAACACAUGACACUACUAAGUUAGGGCAUUUAACCUUGGAGGACUACCAGAUGUGGAGCGUGAAGAAUGCCCUCGCCAGCGAGUUCCUCAACCUGCUGUUUCAGGUGUGCCACAUCGUCCUGGGCCUGCGACCUGCCACGCCCGAAGAGGAGGGCCAGAUCAUCAGGGGCUGGCUGGAGAGGGAGGCCAGGUACGGUCUGCAGCCGGGACACCACUGGUUCCUCAUCUCCAUGCAGUGGUGGCAGCAGUGGACGGACUUCGUCAAAUACGACAACCGGGUGAUCGUGGUGGAACAGCCGUCCAUUCUGGGAGCGGGGCGGAGCUCUCUGGGGGCGGGCUCAUCGGAGCAGGCGGACGGGGGCGGGAUGACCAGCUCCCACAGCUCCUCGGAGGAGAAGUUCUCCGACAAUGUCUCCAGUGCAUCAGAGGCCUCGGAGACCAACGGCGGUCUCAUCCCCUCCAGUUCGGGCACAGACAUCUGCUUCGCUCGGCAGCACAGCACCUCGGACAACAACAACCAGUGCUUCCUGGGGGCCAACGGGAACCUGCACCCCCACCUGGCGGCUCAGAGGCCGGGAGCCAUCGACAACCAGCCGCUGGUCACCCCAGAGCCCCUGAAGGCCCCCACACUGACCAUGGAGGGUGGAAGGCUAAAGCGGUCCCCGCAGCUGGUUCAGGGCCGGGACUUUGAGACGGUCCCGGAGCCGGUGUGGAGGGCCCUCUACCACUGGUACGGCGCCAACCUGAGCCUGCCCCGGCCGGUGAUCCGGGACACCAAGACAGGGCUGUCAGAGCUGGAGCUCUUCCCCCGCCACCUGCUCUUCCUGCGGCAGCAGCCUGCCAACCGCACCCCCCAGUCCAACAUGUGGGUCAAUAUGGGAAACGUGCCCUCUCCCAGCACCCCUCUGAAGCGAGUGCUGGCCUACACGGGCUGCUUCAGCAGAAUGGACACAAUCAAAGACAUCCACGACUACCUGUCCCAGCGGCUGCGCAUCAAGGAGGAGGACAUGAGGCUGUGGCUCUACAACAAUGAGAAUUACCUCACACUGCUUGAUGAUGAAGACCAUACUUUGGAGGGUUUGAAGAUUCCUGAUGAACAGCACAUGGUUAUUGAGGUUCGAAAUAAAGACAUGAGCUGGCCUGAAGAGAUGUCCUUCAUUGCAAACAGCAGCAAGAUGGACCGACACAAAGUACCAACUGAAAAGGGAGCCACGGGGCUGAGUAAUUUGGGCAACACAUGCUUUAUGAACUCCAGUAUCCAGUGUGUCAGCAACACCAAGCCUUUGACAGAGUACUUCACCUCAGGGAGCCACCUCUACGAGCUCAACCGAACCAAUCCCAUCGGGAUGCGAGGUCACAUGGCCAAGUGCUACGGGGAUCUGGUCCAGGAACUGUGGAGCGGAACGCAGAAGAACGUUGCCCCACUGAAGCUCAGGUGGACAAUAGCAAAAUAUGCCCCAAGAUUCAAUGGCUUUCAGCAACAAGACUCCCAGGAGCUGCUGGCUUUCCUGCUGGACGGACUCCAUGAGGACCUGAACCGUGUCCACGAGAAGCCCUAUGUGGAGCUGAAGGACAGCGACGGGCGGCCAGACUGGGAGGUGGCGUCAGAGGCCUGGGAGAACCACCUGAGAAGGAACCGCUCCAUCGUGGUGGACCUGUUCCACGGUCAGCUCAGGUCCCAGGUCAAGUGUAAAACCUGCGGCCACAUCAGCGCACGCUUCGACCCCUUCAACUUCCUCUCCUUGCCGCUGCCCAUGGACAGCUCCAUGCACUUAGAGAUCAUAGUAAUUAAGCUAGACGGUUCCACCCCGGUGCGGUACGGUCUGCGGCUCAAUAUGGAUGAGAAGUACACCGCCCUGAAGAAACAGCUGAGCGAGCUCUGCGGCCUCAAGCCCGAGCAGAUCCUGCUGGCUGAGGUCCACACCUCCAACAUAAAGAAUUUUCCGCAGGACAACCAGAAGGUCCGUCGGACGGUGAGCGGGUUCCUGUGCGCGUUUGAGAUCCCUGUGCCGGGGUCGCCCACGUCUGUCGGCUCGCCCACACAAACUGAAGUUUCUUCCCUGUCGAAUGGAACUCCCCCCGCCGCCACCAACAAUAACUCCGUGAAGCCCAGCCUCCUGCCCAACGGAAUGCCAAGCACCAUGGUGCCCUGCGGAACGGAGACGAGCCUCGCCAACGGCAUCCCGAACGGGCACGCGGUGCCCAUUCAGGACAGCCCCUUCACAGGUUACAUCAUCGCUGUCCACAGGAAGAUGAUGCGGACGGAGCUCUACUUCCUAUCCUCUCAGAAGAACCGGCCCAGCCUCUUCGGCAUGCCGCUGAUCGUGCCCUGCACGGUGCGCACCAGAGCGAAGGACCUCUACGACGCCGUGUGGAUCCAGGUGUCCCGGCUGGCCAGCCCCCUGCCCCCGCAGGAGGCCAGCAACCACGCCCAGGACUGUGAUGACAGCAUGGGCUACCAGUAUCCCUUCACUCUCCGAGUGGUGCAGAAAGAUGGGAGCUCCUGUGCCUGGUGCCCGUGGUACAGGUUCUGCCGCGGCUGCACGGUGGACUGCAACGAGGACCAGGCCGCCGUCGGCAACGCCUACAUCGCUGUGGACUGGGACCCUACGGCACUGCACCUCCGGUACCAGACCUCCCAGGAGAGGACGGUGGAAGAGCACGCCAGCGUGGAGUUCAGCCGCCGUACCCAGGCAGAGCCCAUCAGCCUGGACAGCUGCCUGCGAGCCUUCACCAGCGAGGAGGAGCUGGGGGAGGACGAGAAGUACUACUGCUCCAAGUGCAAGACGCACCGCCUGGCCACCAAGAAGCUGGACCUGUGGAGGCUGCCCCCCAUCCUGAUUGUUCAUUUGAAACGGUUCCAGUUCGUGAACGGGCGCUGGAUAAAGUCUCAGAAGAUAGUGAAGUUCCCCAGGGAGAACUUUGAUCCCAGUGCCUUCCUGGCACCGAGAGAGGUGGAGCAGAGCCACCAGGGGCAGGGGGAGUGUUCAGGGGAGGGUGCACUGGGGGCAGGACAAGUGCCGAAGCCUGGGGGCGAGGACACGGCAGCCACGCCUUCCAUGGCUGUGCCGGAGGGGCUUCUCAACAGCGUCAAAGGCUCUCCUGGCUCAGGGCGGAAGUCGGAUGGAGACGGCAGCCCGUCCCACAGCCCUAAGAGCACAGGCAGGAAGCCGCGGCGCCUGCGUCUGCCCCAGCUGGGCAGCAAGCACCGGCUCUGCGACAGCAAGGAGAACCUGGCCGCCAGGGAGAGCCCCACGGAGCAGGAGCAGGAGCCGGGCGUGCCCGAGGGGGAGGCUCCGGGGAAGGACUGCCACGUGACCGCAGCCAACGGGCUCAGGCACGAGAGCAGCAACGGCCACUCUGAUGACAACAUGGACCUGGAGCCCUCUCACGAUCAAAGAGACGAAAUCUGCCUGGACCCCAUAUACAACUUAUAUGCAAUUUCAUGUCACUCCGGAAUUCUGGGAGGAGGCCACUACGUGACGUAUGCCAAAAACCCCAAUGAAAAGUGGUACUGUUACAAUGACAGCAGCUGCAAGGAGGUGCACUCUGAGGAGAUAGACACGGACUCCGCCUACAUCCUCUUCUAUGAGCAGCAGGGAGUGGAGUACUCCAUGUUUCUGCCGAGGACUGACGGGAAAAAGAUGGCUGACACCAGCAGCAUGGACGAAGAUUUUGAAUCGGACUACAAGAAGUACUGUGUCCUCCAGUGAUGGUGGGGGCGCUGUUCUUUCAUUUGCGAAACGUGGCCCCCCGUGGUCUCCCAGAAGCCGAGGGAACUCCACCGUGUGUGUCCGAAAGCACAAACGCACCGCCGUUACCAGUAGUCAUCAGAAAUGGAAUUUCAAUCUGCGGGGUUGCUUUUUCCAAUGGUGGUACUUUUCAGCUGUUUCAGACCUGUAACUUACAGUAAAACAAGAGAAGGAGGAUUUAUCUGCUGCGUUUGCCAAGUGAACAAGUGUUAUAUGUGCUGGACUUAGAAUGAGAUGCAAUGUGCAUAACAUGGACACACAUAGGUGUAUAGGAUGUCUGCUGAAGAGCUGGAACCAGUCAUCAGCUGCCUGUUGGCCAGGUUGAUUGUGAUACCAGAGUGGGCACAGCAAGGAUCAUUCUUACAGGGCCAGUGUAGAAAGUACAUGGUGUCUGGCAGUUCAUAUGAACAUCUAAUAGAGAAAUGCAUACAAAGGAUACUGUAAGUGAAAGUUUCCGCUACUUUGCAGUACUAUGGACAUGCUGUCAGCAGAAAAAAACCUCACGCUACCUCAGUAUUUUUUGCUGUGUACUGGCUGGCUAUUAACAGUAGCAGGGUUAGAAAAUCAAAGCUGAAAUACACUUGAGAGAGUAAACUAGUCACUUCCUGCCUGAAUCUCGCACUUGCUCCUGUAAGAUUAACGUGUCUGCUCAAUAAAAUGGCCCCCAUUAAGAUUACAGACAUUAGGGAGACCUGUGGUUUGCACUUCGACUGCCAAAACCAGGGAUUUUGUGAAGAUGGCGUAUGUGUAAAAAUGUAUUUGGCAUUUGGUGAAUUUGAUGCACUUUUUUAAGUUGUAAGCUUGAUUUGAAUUUUUUUGGUUUGUAUUAUGGAUGGGUGCCAUACAGUAUGCGUCAAAGAGUUUCGGGCCAUUUAAAGUAUUUUUUAUUAAUCUUUUUUUUAAUUAUUUGUUUUGCUCAAGAAUUGAUUU